Messenger RNA from [Candida] anglica, 474 nucleotides. NCBI's taxonomy places the organism in Eukaryota, Fungi, Ascomycota, Pichiomycetes, Serinales, Debaryomycetaceae. The record is from the annotation of a GenBank genome assembly.
AUGACUACUGAACUGGCUCUUAAGAAACAAAAGAUCGAAGUUGAAGACACCUUGAAAAUCUUCUUACGUUCUGAUAAGGCUACCUUGCCAACCAGAGGUUCCGCAUUGGCUGCUGGUUAUGACUUGUACGCCCUGGAAGACGCCGUGAUUCCAGGCCAAGGUCAAGGCCUUGUUUCCACCGACGUCUCCGUCAUUGUUCCAUUUGGAACCUAUGGACGUGUUGCUCCACGUUCAGGAUUGGCCGUCAAGCACGGUAUUUCCACUGGUGCUGGUGUUGUGGAUGCUGAUUACAGAGGUGAAAUCAAGGUUGUACUUUUCAAUCAUGCAAAGGCUGACUUUGCCAUUUCUAAAGGUGACAGAAUUGCUCAAUUAGUUCUUGAAAAGAUUGUUAUGGCCGAAAUCCAGCAAAUUAGCGCCGACGAAUUGGUCGCCACUGAAAGAGGUGAAGGUGCAUUUGGGUCCACUGGUAAAUAA